GCAACCAGCUCAUAGUCAGGGACUGUUGUUAUUAUUAGGAAUGGCUCUAGAGAGGGCAGCCCCCAGCCUUGAAGGGAGGAGGGGGGUUGGGGGAAUUUGCAGACAUGGGACUUUAUUGACCAGAUAAAGAAACUGAGGCCCAGGGAGAAGGGCCUUUCCAGAUCACAGCACCUGGCAGUUCGAGCAAGGACGAGAGAUGAGGGGAAUGACCCCCUUCCAGUUAUCCAUGGAGGAUUAAAGUCAGAUGGGGACCAAGGGUGAGGAGUGGGCCCUUUAAAUCCUAAGCUCCACCUUUGUUCAGAAGGGUCUUUGAGGAGUAUAAAAAGGGGUUCAGUUCCUCUCUGCUCCAGAAAACCAUCUGCUGCUUCUGUCCACUGGGGCCCCAGCCCAUCUCUCUCCAGCCACCUACACCACUGCCAGGGGGCUAUGCAGCUGCCACCCUUCGACAUGUGGAAGGACUACUUCAACCUGAGCCAGGUGGUGUUGGCCCUGAUCCAGAAUCGGGGGCAAGGGCAGGAGGCCCCAGGGACUGGGGAGCCGAGACCUGGGGCCCAGCAAGAGCAGGGGCCGGGAGGGCGGGGGCCUAGUGGGGGCCUGGCCACCCUCUGCAACUUCUGCAAGCACAAUGGGGAGUCUCGCCACGUGUACUCCUCACACCAACUGAAGACCCCGGAGGGUGUGGUGGUGUGUCCCAUCCUGCGGCACUAUGUGUGUCCCCUGUGCGGGGCCACAGGUGACCAGGCCCACACGCUCAAGUACUGCCCGCUCAACGGGGGCCAGCAGUCUCUCUACCGCCGCAGUGGGCGCAAUUCGGCCGGCCGCAAGUUCAAGCGCUGAGGACCAUGAGGUGCUCAGCCCCCGCACCCCCAGCCCUCCUGGUUUAGUCCUACCAAGUCCCUGGACUCACCCCACCUCCCUUGGAGUCACCCAACCCUUUGGAAUGUCUGACCUCCAGAACUCCAUCCCUGCUGGAUCCUGAAACAAUAGAGUCUGUGGAGAGCCAGGCCAGCCCUGCCCCUUGGACCUCUCAGCCCUAAGGGUUCUGUACUGGAGAUAUCCGUGGAUUCUGGGUGCAGCAGGACCCCAGCUCCUUGGACUGCACAGCCCUGUGGAUCCUUCUGGGCCACGGUUCAUGGAUCUUUAGUCCUUCUGGGCCACCAGCCCUGCCCCUUUGACUUCUUAGCCCCUGGGGUUCCAUUCCUUUUGGAAUUCUUGGACCCUUUGGACCUACAGAACCCCACUGUGCUCUUCCA
This is a messenger RNA of Vicugna pacos (alpaca), 1253 nucleotides long. It is a transcript of the gene NANOS2, whose product is annotated as nanos C2HC-type zinc finger 2. Gene Ontology annotation, molecular function: RNA binding; zinc ion binding. The record is from RefSeq and is a predicted model, not a curated record. NCBI's taxonomy places the organism in Eukaryota, Metazoa, Chordata, Mammalia, Artiodactyla, Camelidae.